This is a messenger RNA of Myxocyprinus asiaticus (Chinese sucker), 2379 nucleotides long. RefSeq names its product serine incorporator 5 (gene serinc5). Lineage: Eukaryota; Metazoa; Chordata; Actinopteri; Cypriniformes; Catostomidae. Gene Ontology annotation, cellular component: membrane. The record is from RefSeq and is a predicted model, not a curated record. The transcript is spliced from 12 exons. Bases 862 to 2229 code for a protein of 455 amino acids.
AAUUGUCAGGCGGUUUGAUUUGUUGUGAAAGGACAUCCAGUUGUCCUGAGAGAGGUGCUGUUGCCACAUUCUUGUCAGCAGCUUCUCUCUGGCAGUUCAGGGUUUGUCAGUGAGUUUCCUAUGCUUCACAAACACGAAAUAAAUAAGUUUAAGUAAUAAUGUACAGAUACUUUAUUGAGCCCAGUCAAUUGCUGUUAGUAACUGAUGUUCUCUGCAAUGCUUUUCACACGGUAUUGAACACAAGUCUUAGGAGAGGCAUUCAUUUGCUGCGUGUGUCCAUCAAACCAAAUCUCCACCCAUCAACCAGUAUACAACAUGUAAAUAAAACAAGUUAAACCACAUUUUCUACAUAGCAAUUGCAUAUUCUUUUCAGAUUUCCAUACUGGUGAAAAACAAAUGCCCGAAUUAAAGUAUGUAUGUCCCUGUUUCGUGGAAAGACGAUACUGGGGCUAUAAUAUUGGAUUUAAUAUCUUCCUGAUGUUGUCCAUUGUCUUUGUGGAAAAGGCACAAGGGAAAUUUGAAACCCCACAUCAUGACGACAACGGAAGUGACAUGCAGUGAGGGUUUUAUUGGAUUUCGAAGUGAGAUCAAUACGAAGUGUCCUGAAACAUGUAUCAUGCAUCCUUGUAGCCCAACAUGUGAAAGAUUUAUCUAGGCCACCAUCUCCCCCAUCGACUGAAGCAUCUCCCAGACUGCUGCUCGCGCACGUCUAUUGUGAGCUGAGCGGUGCGCGCACGGGCCAGAUCGGGGGCGCGCGAGAGGAGAGGAGACACGCGAAGCGCGGUGGCGUUAAAGAACCUUACAAGCACAACAUCUGAACAGGAUCAGAGUGUGUAACGGAGGAUUUAUUCCGCCGCCAGGAUGUGUACCCCGUGUUGUGUGUCUCAGCUGGCCUGCUGCUGCGGCUCGGAUGCAUGCUCCCUGUGCUGUGGCUGCUGUCCGAAGAUCAAACAGUCCACGUCAACGCGCUGUAUGUACGCCCUCUUCUUUAUGCUGAUCACGGUGACCUGUGUCAUCAUGAUGUCCCCCACUGUGGAGAAGGGAAUGCGAGAUCAUAUUCCAUUCUACUCUGAAAUGUGCCAUCAGCUCAAUGCAGGGGAGAACUGCAGUACUCUAGUGGGCUAUUCAGCCGUGUACAAAGUCUGUUUCGGCAUGGCCUGCUUUUUCUUAUUAUUUGCUGUGUUCACUAUUCGGGUGCAAACCAGCACGGGAUGCCGGGCAGCUGUUCACAACGGAUUCUGGUUCUUUAAGUUUGUGGCUUUGCUGGCCUGCUGUGCAGGAGGAUUUUUUCUCCCAAAUGAGGAGAAAUUUUUAGAAGUCUGGCGUUAUGUGGGAGCCGCUGGAGGUUUUCUCUUCAUCCUCAUUCAGCUAAUGCUGCUCGUUCAGUUUGCCCACAGAUGGAAUCAAAACUGGAGCUCAGGAGCCAAGUAUAAUAAAAUGUGGUAUGCAGCGCUGGCUCUGGUCACACUGGUGCUGUUCUCUGUGGCAGUGGGUGCCAUGGUGUUCAUGAUCAUGUUCUACACGCACCCAGAAGCCUGCUUCCUCAACAAGCUCUUUCUGGGAGUCAACUGCGGCCUCUGUUUCAUCGUGUCUCUGCUGGCCAUCUCGCCCUGCAUUCAGACCUUCCAGCCUACCUCGGAUCUGCUGCAGCCUGCGGUCAUCACCGUCUACGUCAUGUACCUCACAUUCUCAGCACUCGCCAGCAAACCCAUCGAAACCGUGGCCAAUGUCACUGUCUGCAUCUUUCCCUUCAACUCGGGUCUGAAAAGCGACACUAACAUAGUGACUGGUGUCGGAACGGCUAUACUGUUUGGCUGCAUACUCUACUCUUGUUUGAUCUCCACCACCAAGAGGAGCUCUGCAGCUUUGCGAGUAUACAGAAACGAUAUGCCAGAAAAUGAGAGAGCACGCUGCUGUUUCUGCUGGACUGAUGAUACAGACCAUUAUGAUGAUGAAAAGACAGCAGGAGGACAGAACGUGAUGUAUGAUGAGAAAGAGGGCACUAUCUAUAGCUACUGCUAUUUCCAUUUUGUCUUCUUCCUUGGCUCCCUCUAUGUCAUGAUGACUGUAACAAACUGGUUUCAUUAUGACAGUGCAAAGAUCGAGAGGCUGCUGGAGGGGAGCUGGUCUGUGUUCUGGAUCAAGAUGGCAUCCUGUUGGGUCUGUCUCUUUCUGUACAUGUCGACCCUGGUGGCCCCCAUGCUCUGCCCAAAGAGAUUUGAAGCCUAAAAACCUUUGAUCCAAUAUCACCACUGUCCAGUUACUACUACUGUGUGAGUGAGUGUGUAUAUGUGUGUAUUUUUUAUUUUUAUUUUGUAAUUUGUUAUUUCAUUUUUUAUUUGUUUAGAAUUUUCAAGUAAAAGCUUUGAAUGCCUCAAA